CCCCACUUACAUAGCCACAACCCACAACGAGCACUUGCGUAUUGUGAUCUUUCCACUGCGCGUGCUUCCCUCGUAGCUCAUCACCAAUCUACCCGCAGCUCAGCUCCUCACCGGCGAUGGGGAACUGCCUGGUGAUCCAGGACAGAAGGGAGAUCAAGGUGAUGAGCGUGGUCGACGGCGAAGUCCUCAAGCCGCUCCCGGCGCCACCCCUCUCCAAGGGCGCCCUCGCACGCGUCUCCGGCUCCUCCGACGCCGACGACGCGCUCCGGCCGCAGAAGCAAGGCCUCGACGGCCGGGCGGGCGGCAUGGGGCAGUUGCACCGCCUGUUCCCCUCCGAUGCUAAGGCGCCUCCUGCCGCCGCGGCUGACCCGGAGGGCGCCGUCGUGAGGGUGAAGCUGGUCAUCAGCAAGCAGGAGCUGAGGAGGAUGCUGGGCAAGGACGACGAGGCCGUCUCCAUGGACGACAUGGUGGCUCUCCUGCGAGGAGGGUCGGAGGACCGGAAGCAGGAGGACGUCGGUUGCUACAGAGGGUGGCGGCCUGCCUUGCAUAGCAUACCUGAAGGCAGCGGUGAUCUAUAUUCUAUAUUAGCAUAAGAAAUUAGCUGGAAGAAAAAUACAUAUAUGGAUACUAAGCAUAAGAAAAUAUGCAUGUAUUUAUAUUCACAUAGUAGAAAAUAGAGGUCAUAGUUGGGUAGAUUUUCUGCUAGUAGUUUUGGGAUAGGGGUUAUCUUCAGGUUGUCUUGUUUGGUGGGUGCAUAUACCAUGUAAGACAAGUUAAAGAUAGUCCUGGAAAUCAAACGAGACAAUAUAAACUUAAUUAUUGAUGGCA
This is a messenger RNA of Triticum dicoccoides, 828 nucleotides long. RefSeq lists its product as uncharacterized. The record is from RefSeq and is a predicted model, not a curated record. Bases 117 to 593 code for a protein of 158 amino acids. NCBI's taxonomy places the organism in Eukaryota, Viridiplantae, Streptophyta, Magnoliopsida, Poales, Poaceae. The transcript has a single exon.